AUGCUUACUCUGUCGGGACGAACGUUUCCUUUUCAUGGCAAUGACCUUGACGCACAGGUGAACACUGCUCCCAACGCCAGGGUCAGUGGGUCAGAUGGUCGAGCAAUCAUCACACCAAUGUCCAACACCCGUGAUGAACUUGCAGUAAUUAACGACGCGAAUGUCGGCCAUCAAGCCAAGUGCGACGAUCGCUGAUGAAAGGGGGAACCGUGAAUAUUCACAAGUAUGCGGUAGCAUGGCGACUGCAUCCUAUGAUUGCUUCAGCCCCUUGUGCAUGAACCACCCGUAUCUGCUAUUGUCUCUGAUGAUGGAUUCGAGCAGGAAUCCGAAACGUCAGGCGAAUAGAGCUCUUGGCCCAGCGAUCGUGUCUCCUUCUUCACACCUCAAAGUUAUUUGCGCCAAUUUAACUUCCAAUUCUUACGGGUUCUCCUAGGAAUAUGGGUGUCUGAUGUCCCACGUCUUUAUCCUGACCACUCUGCUCUUGCCAGCGAACGUAUUUGAUCGAGUCUGUAUAGAUUUUGUGUCUUUGGUUCAUUGCCGCGCCCCGGGAGAGGGGGGUCUGUUCUUUGCAUAAGGGACGCUAGCUACUGCGGCCGCUAACAGCCUCCUCUGGUUUCUUCUCCCCCAUAGCUGGAUACCACACUGAAUCAACUGGUGGAUCACCUGCUGGGUUUCGUGGACGGUGGCCUUCGUCAGUACGACAGCCAGUGUGCCUCCUUCUUCGGCCUGCUGCGUGGCUAUGCGGACAGCUGCGCCCAUGCGAGUGUCCACCUGAGCAACCUGCUGGCCACAUCGCGUCUCCUGAGUCUUCUUAUCGAUGAAACGACCGCCUCGGAAGACACCGCCAGAGUCUCCGAUGGCACCUGUCUCUCUGUCCCCAUUGCGCGCCCCUCUAGCCUUUCAAAGUCGGCGGUGGCGGCGGCAGAGAACACCCUCAUCUUUCCUACUUGGGUGCGUGCGCGAGCGCCUACUUGAAUGCGAAUUUCCGUGUUAAGUUUGUUUGCUGACUCCGUUUUUCUUGUGUUUAACUCCUUUCCGCCCCUCCUCCCUUAUUUAUUCAGUUGGUUGCCGGUCUCUGUUCUUCUACCUCUUAGCGUAGCCCUUAUGGCGUUCGUGCGUAUGUGAGACGCAAGCCGGUCGUUGCGCCGAGGAGCAUUUCAUGGCAACCAGGUCGUGCAUAGUCCGCGUAGACGGUCUGUUCUGGCUCCGUCAACCACUGCGUCCAUUUCCACCACCAGAUGGUUAGCAGGACGGUGGGUCGCGCGUGAAUUAGUUUAUUGUGAUGGCAGACUUGCUCCGCAUCUACCGCACUUCCCUUCCUCACCCACUUGGGCUCGGUGGCAGGACGACUGGCUGUGCGUUCGGGCUUAGUGACUGUCAAGGCCAAAUAGCCCGUCUACGCGUACCAUACACGACCUGGUCACCUCAUAAUGGACCAGACCCCACAGAGGCGAGGAGGCGGCUUUGAUCCCAUCUGGGUGAAAUGGUCAUAGAGGCUGCAUUAACAAGGUCGGACUCUCGCUUCCGGGGGGACCGGUAGUUGGCAGCCCCUCAGGUCACAACAUUCUGCGCGUCGUGAUAGGUUCGAUCGCGUCAGAUUUACUAUAGAGAGGAAUGCACCAGAGACGACCUCACCCUCUCCCUCUAUCAGUCGACUGUUCCAGCCGGUCAGACAUCUGACGACAGGAGUGGGCUAAGGUGGUCGGCACGGCGUGAGGCCUGCGCCUAGGUGUGCCAUCGCACACACCCCCCCCCCCCCAA
This is a messenger RNA of Spirometra erinaceieuropaei, 1761 nucleotides long. The record is from the annotation of a GenBank genome assembly. Lineage: Eukaryota; Metazoa; Platyhelminthes; Cestoda; Diphyllobothriidea; Diphyllobothriidae.